CAAUUCGCAAGGGCGGAAAAUUGAGCUAUAGAAAAGCAGUCGAAGCUUCAAACAGCUUAUAUGUUGCUCUCAAGCCGUCUGACGAGGUGCCUAGCUCUUCCACCGUUGACCACCAACACCACCCUUCAGGAUAUCGCUUCAAACCAAUCCAAGGGUGUUGCAAAGGUUAUCCUAAAGAAGGGGAAAACACAACUGUUUCGUGAUGGAAGCCCAAUGGUUUACAGCGGUGCAGUUGAUAGAAUUAUUGGUAGACCACCCCCAAAAACAGGUGACGUUGUGCUGGUGGCUGACGGGACACAAAAGCCAAUCGGUUGGGGCUUGUACAACUCCUGCUCUAUGUUCUGUGUGAGGCUCAUGCAGCUAGAGGAGGAAGUAUCAGGAGAUCCUUCUUGUGCAUUGAAUGUGGAAAAGCUGCUUGAAACAAGAAUAGAUGCAGCCAUCAGAUUACGUAAGAGCUUGGGGCUCCCUUCUGCCAAUACAAAUGCAUAUCGUCUUGUGAAUAGUGAAGGAGAUAGAUUGUCAGGCCUUAUAGUUGAUGUGUUUGGGGAUUUGGCUGUGAUUGCGUCGUCAGCUGCAUGGGUUUGA
Messenger RNA from Lactuca virosa, 585 nucleotides. The record is from the annotation of a GenBank genome assembly. Lineage: Eukaryota; Viridiplantae; Streptophyta; Magnoliopsida; Asterales; Asteraceae.